Messenger RNA from Tribolium madens (black flour beetle), 1191 nucleotides. RefSeq lists its product as uncharacterized. The transcript has 4 exons. The record is from RefSeq and is a predicted model, not a curated record. Bases 266 to 820 code for a protein of 184 amino acids. NCBI's taxonomy places the organism in Eukaryota, Metazoa, Arthropoda, Insecta, Coleoptera, Tenebrionidae.
CUCUCCGAAGGUAGCAACAUGUAACUGGCCUUAGUUGGACAAAAACCACGUCAAGCGUCAAGUCAAUCGCAUGAAAUUUUCACUGAAAAAUGUCGAAAAACGCGACGAAAAUCGAAUUUUCCAAGACGUGGAAAUUGUAAACAAGAGAGUGUAUUGAUUUUGGGUGUCGCGUGUAUAUUUCGACGUCGUCAUGCGCGGUGUUGUUGGUGUUGUUGUUGUUGUUAAAACGUGGUGAUUUAGUGGAAAUUCAGCGAUAGAUGAUGAUAUGGCGGAAGUUAAACCCUUGUAUUCGACAUGUGUUGCCGUUUUGGGAUUUAUUUGUUUCGUUGUUGGCGCUACUGCCGUCGGAAUACCCAUGUGGGGGUAUUUCGACAAUCUUAGUGGACGCGGAAACGAAGAACGGGGAUACUUCGGGCCUUGGAAGACUUGCAAACUACUUUUGUAUAACAGGGAGAGGUGCGGGAAUGACUCGUCAAAUUUCAAAGCAACCAGGAUUCAUUGGAAAAUUUUAUUAUUAUUUCUUGGUAUUUUAGGGAGAAGCGUGUCGGUGACGGACGCCAGUGGUAAGCCCUACAUGCCCACGGCGUCCAACGGGAGCAUGGCUUCCAUGAACACCACUUCCACGACCAUUGGGUCCACAAAUGGGUCCACUGUGGGCUCCUCAGUGACGAGGUCGCCCCUCAGAUCCAGUUUGAAGAAGCCGAAACCCAAAGACGGGCUCGGGAUCCAAAAUCCGGGAUUUUCAGGAACCUCCCCCACUCUCUCCCGGAAUGGGAGUACGAAAAAAGUGCGGAUACAGACACACAGUACUGAAGUGUGAUUAUUUAAGUACAAAACACCCAAGCUUAAGUGCACUUAAGAAAUGUAUAUAAAAUUACAUGACGUUGUAAAUAUUUACUACUUAUAUACACUUAUUUUUUUAUUCCGUCCAGCAACCAAGUUGUGUUUUUUAUUAUUUUGUGUCUAUAUAUUUUAUUGUAACCGUUUACAAAACGGAGGAAUUUUCACAUAUUUUAUUACUGUUAUCUCGAUGUUUUAAUGGGUUGGGUUGUUGCUUACUAGAACUAGGACUAAUCGAACUUUGUUUUGUAAAUAGUCCCUCUACAGCGCUCAUUAAAUCAUACAAAAUUUUGGGCUUUUGUCAUUAUUAUUAUAACUUUGUGAUACUAAAUAGAACUGUAUCAUACGUAA